Messenger RNA from Alosa sapidissima (American shad), 8953 nucleotides. RefSeq lists its product as uncharacterized. Gene Ontology annotation, molecular function: ATP binding; ABC-type protein transporter activity. Bases 152 to 8101 code for a protein of 2649 amino acids. The transcript is spliced from 3 exons. The record is from RefSeq and is a predicted model, not a curated record. Lineage: Eukaryota; Metazoa; Chordata; Actinopteri; Clupeiformes; Clupeidae. Gene Ontology annotation, biological process: protein targeting; protein import. Gene Ontology annotation, cellular component: membrane.
AGAAAACAUCUGAUGGCCACAGUGCUUCUUGAAGGCCUAUGUCCAUCGUUUCUUUCAAGGUUAGUUUGUGAUUUCCUACCAUUGCAUAGACAAGGCCAGGUGAAAAAACACUUACACUUGAAUUGCUUGGCUGCUGAAGAAUUCAAUAAAAAUGGGGAACGCACCAUCAGAAAGUAACAUGGGUGCUAGUCUGAGAUGCACUAAGUGUUAUAAUGUCCUGCCUCCAUGCCGUAAUUUCUCAGAUUACUACCAAAGUACUAUUAGUGGCAAGAAUGUAUAUGUUUUCAAUGGAGGACAAUAUUUCCGACCAGUUGGCUACGACAAUGCCUACAUUUGUUCAAGUUGCUUUUAUGGGCAAAUCAAUGCUGAAGAACAACAGAGAAGGGAGCAAGAGAGGCAGAGGGAGGAGCAGAGGAGACUUGCAGAGCAAAGGGCAAAAGAAGCAGAAGAAGAGAAGAGGAGGCAAAACGAACUGAAUCAAAGACUUGAAAAAUCGCACCAGCAAGCUCAAGACCAGAAACAACUGAACAAUAUCAUUUCGGAGGAACAUGAGUCCAAGCGACAGGUUUUGAUAAGCCAUCUGGAUGAGUUUGAGGCAAACUAUGAAUCAGACAGUGAUACACUUCUAGAAACCCUCUCAUCAAAAUGCAGCAUCUCUAUUUCAAAUCUUAGUCUCAAUCAGCUUACUGCUGAUCAGCUCGGGAGCAUCCUCUCAGCCCUGGACAAACUCCUGUUUGAUGAAUGGAUCAGUGCUCCUCCAUCUCUGAGCACUCUGCAGCACACCCAAGUGUUCAUCACAGAGAUGUGUGCCCUAUCUCUGGAUACGUCCGAUGGACUUUCCCUACAAAGCAUCUCCCAUCGUGUGCAGUCCGUGGUAGAGUCCAUUAGUCAAUCAGCAUGCAAUGUUUCUGAGAGUUUCCUGCUGACUCAAGCCCUGUACCUGAACCUGACACACUUCUUCUCGUACCAUGAUAGCUCUGAUAACGAUGCCGUUCUCAUAGCCGAACGAUGGGCUGAGGAUGACCUUUCCACGGAGGAUCUUUUUCUUAUAGAAUUCCUUGGUACCCUCACAUCGUCGCUACAAAAUGUAGUUGAAAGAGAAUCUGUGUUCAUUUUAAAGAUGGAGAUCCAGUGCUUGAAGCUGUUGCUACACACACUCACACAUCUAAAUGACAAGGAAAGCCACUUGGAAUCCACCAAAGGGCUCCUGAGGCUUGUGCAAGCAAACCAAUGGACCCCAGCAGAGGCAUUGACUCUGCUCCAAGCACUGUCAGAGCAAUAUGCAGAGGAUGCUCCUAUAACUGAAGUGCUCACAUUGGCACAUGUGUAUGACAUAUCACCAGAGUGGACAAAUGACUCGGGACACUCUCUUAUCCAGGCUCUGGAAUUUGCUGGGCCUGAGAGGUUCCAACAGGAUUUCCGAAAGGCUAUCAGAAAGCAAAAUGAGGGCAGUCUAGAUUAUAUUCUGGCAGAAUUGAAAACUUCCAACAAUUUGGAUGAUUCUGUCAUUGAUACGAUUAAAAACAUUACCACCAGUGUCCUACUGUAUGCAGAAAGUGCCCCAAAAGAAGAACCAUUUAUUAAAGAUUCCUUUGAAUGUGCAAACUUGAACACAGAAGACAUCCAAAACUCUCUGUAUCAGCUCUGCAAAGCCGUUUUUGACACAAAAGGCUGGUGGCCCAUAGUACAGCAAAUGGUGAGGUGGUGUGUGUUGGUGUUGCCUGAGACAAGCAGUGUGCAAAAACUGGUUAGCACUGAAGAGGACCCAUGUGUCAUAGCCAUGUUUGCAGCCACACAAGUCCGCAUGGGAAACAAACUGGACAUUGUGUUAAACUCUGAUUUUCACUCACACAAGCAAACUGAGGAGUGGUCUGACUUUUAUAAGCACCUUGGAAUUUCCAUCAACAUAAACACGAAGCAAAUGAACACAUCACAGAGGAAUGUUUAUGAAUCAGACAUUGUGUAUGGUACCAUGGAUGACUUUGUCUCUGAUUACUUUCAGUUUGGCUUAGAGGUGUUGGAGACAAGACAACCUCAUCUUAGUCGUCAAUUUCUCAUUGGAGAAAGAAGUGUCGGUGCUUCCCAUAAUCUGGAACUUUCAAGGCUCAAGGAAAAUGAUGCCCUGUCAUUUGGUGCAGAGAUUCUGCAAAGUCUCAUGGGCAAUUUCCACAUUGAGGAUACAGAGCUGAGACACAGUUUUAUUAAGGCUAUGUUUCAGGUGCUCCACACUCACCUAAACAAAGACAUAGACAGUGACAGUAAAAUCAUCUUAAUUUCUCAAAAACUUACCAAAAAAGAAUUGCCUACAAAUGAGGUCUUCAUUCUGAGCUUCCUUGAAAAUCUCCUGGAAGUUACUGAAAUGGAAACAGAGGACAGUUCAUCUCCUGCAGCCAAAUGGUGUUUGGAUGCUUUAUUUGCCUGUGCAAGCCAAUUUCAAGCCUCCAAAACACAAUUCAGAGAACUCCUCCAGAUGGUUUCAAAUCUUGUGGCACAAAGACGUUGGACAGCAGUAGAGGUCUUAAACCUCCUUGUUACAUUAACUAACCACUGCCACGAAGAAGAUUAUAUUUCCAUCAUAACGAUUUUACAUUUGAUGGAAAUGUAUCAGGUGUCUUCUGACUGGACAGAUGAAUCAAAACAAUCUCUCCUUCAGGUCUUAGAUUCAUCUGAGAGUGAGAAUCUAAUUGAAUAUUUAGAAAACAGAUUCAAAGAUGAGAAGGAAAAAAACACUGAGACUCUUUUUGAUGAACUAAGAAAGAUGAAAAACAUUGAUGAACAAACGCUGGAGAACUCAAAGUGCAUAGUAAAUUAUGUAGUAAACCUGAUUGAAUCUGGUGAAAUUGAAAACCACAAAGAUGUCCAACAAGCUCGGAAUCUGUGUUGUAGCACAGACACAGACACAGGAGAUCUUGGAGAGAUCUUGGCAGUCUUAUGUAAUGCUGUACACCUGCACAAGUUUGAAGGAAAGUGGUGGCCCAGAGCCACCCAAAUGAUAAGCUGGAGCCUUUUGGCCUUGUCUGACACUGGCAAGCUUCUGGAGAUGGGAACGGGAGAAGGGAAGUCUUGUGUCAUAGCAAUGUUUGCAGUACUGCGUGCACUUAGGGGCGAAAAAGUAGAUGUUGUGUCCAGCUCUUCUGUGUUAUGUGAAAGGGAUGCAAAAGAAUGGGCCAAGUUCUACUCUCACUUUAACAUCACAGUUGACACAAAUACAGAUAAAACAACUGAUGAUGGAAGAAAAAUAUGCUACAAGAAGGAUGUGGUCUAUGGAACAAUUGAAGCCUUUGCUGCUGAUCAUCUUCGGCAGAUAUUUGAGAUGAAGAAUGUGAGACCUGAUCGUGGUUUUCAGUGCAUCAUAAUCGAUGAAGUGGACUCACUGCUGCUGGAUCAGGGAGUGCAGCUGACCUACCUGUCCAGUCCCAUGGUCUCCAUGCAGCACCUGAACAUUAUUCUGGCCAUGAUCUGGGGCCAUGUCAGCCAGUAUGGCUUCCUGUCGACGGGACACAAGACAUUUGUUCAAGGUCCACCUACCCCAUUCUUCAAAGCAAUAUUUGACACAAUUGACACAGAAGGAACUGGAAUUGAGGACCCCUUGGAUAUUUUAGUUAUUGCUGAGGACUCAAAUAAUGUGCCAAAAGGAUUUGCACAGGAUAUCUGUGAAAGUGAAAAAGAUGAAGCAAACAUGAAAGAUUUAAUUAUCAGGAAACUCAGAACUGUAAGUCAGAAAGCAGUUGUAGAUUUUCUCAGGGCAAUGGAGCAAUAUGUCCCUUGUGCUUUUACUGUUUAUACUUUGGAUGACAAUGGAUUGCUCUUUCUUGAAAAGCCCAGCACUUGCAACAAUCAGGACAUUCCAGAGCAUACAUUUCUUGUUUUGGAGGAAGGCUUGUGUUGUUCUCUCUAUGACUCUGAAGAAAUUCUCAUCAAGCCUAUUGCAGAAUUAGUCUCGGAGAAAAUUCAAUACACCCCAUGUGAAAACACGAAAGAGAAAAUCAGCAUCCCAGGAUUCCUAAGAAAUCUGAUUGAGAAGAAAGUGUCAGUGUGGGUUCAGAAUGCCUUUCUGGCAAUAAGACUGAGGCAAGGGUGUGAAUAUGUUGUUGAAAAUGAUAGUGUCUGUCCAGUGGAUUUCAGAUCCACUGGCAUUGUAGAAGUGAAUAAGAAAUGGGGUGAUGGUCUACAGCAGUUUGUUGAGAUGAAACAUAAAGUCAAAUUGAGCACAAUUUCAACAGUAACAAACUAUGUUUCUAAUGUUUCCUUCUUUGAAAAAUACCAUGGGAAAAUAUAUGGAACAACAGGAACCCUUGGGAGUGAAACAGACAUGCUGUUUUUGGAGGAGCUAUAUCCAAAUCUCUCUGUCUGCAAAAUACCAUCUUUCAAUAAGAAAAAGUUGUUUGAGGUGAACGGUAUUCUGAAAACUUCAGAUGAAGAGUGGAAGGCUGAAAUAAAACACGUGGUUAUGACUCAAAUUUCCCCAAAUUCAUACAGAGGUGGAAGAGCCGCCCUGGUGAUCUGUGAAACUAUCAAUAAAGCCAAAGAGAUCUACGAAGAGCUGAAAAGCAUCAUGACAUCAGAUAAAAUCAUUCUCUACUGCCGCAAUGACAAAAAUAGUUUGAGCAAAAUAGAUACGGAAUUGCUUCCUGGUCAUGUCAUUGUUGCCACAAACCUUGCUGGGCGCGGCACAGACAUAAAAGUAUCCGGACAGGUGAACAGCCAUGGAGGAUUGUUUGUGAUUCUCUCCUUCCUCUCUGAGAACACAAGAGUGGAACUCCAGGCAUUUGGCCGAACUGCACGCAAAGGGAAGCCUGGAUCGGCUCAGGUAAUCAUGGCCACUGAUCAUUUGCAGGAUUCAUUCGGAACAGUGUCUUCUCUGGAAGAGGCAAAGAAAGCAAGAGGUAAGCGUACAGUAGAAAAGAUAAAUGACAUGAUGAACGAUAUCAGUGAGAUGAAACUGCGGGAGGACCUGUUUUCAGAAUACUGCAGAACCCUUGAAGAAAUUUACAGAAAAAAAGAUGGAGAUGAAGAAAAAGCUUUUGUUGCCAUCAUGAAUGAAUUCUGGGGAAUAUGGCUGCAAAUUAAAUCAGAAGAAAUUGACCAGUUGAAAAGAGAUGAAUUGCUAAAUAGCUUGAAAGCUGAUUUGUCUCUGGCAGAAAGUCAAUGUGAAACUCAGACCUCACCAUGUUCUAGCAUUUAUCACUACAUCAAGUUUGGGAAUAUUGCUCUGGAUGAACAAAAAUGGGACGUCAGCACUAGAUUAUUUGAAAAGGCUAUGAAUCAAGAUGCAAGUUGGGCAGCCAUAGCUUUUUACAGCCAUGCAUACUGCACUAUAAUGCAGAAGAAGGUAGAUUACCUCAAAAAGGCCAGAGAGGAUCUUAACAAAGCUCAGGAUUCUCUGGAGUUUCUCAGUGAGGAAUGCACAGUUUGUCUGCAGUUUGUAAAAAUGUCUUUUACUGAUUCAACCAACAUAAAUCCAACCAGCCUUGAGAAACAGUUAACAGCAAAGUGCAAAAUGAUCAGUUACUUUGAUCAAAACAUUAGUGAGGCUAUCAAGAAGUUGGAGGAUAUAGAACAAAGAAAGGUAGUCGCAACAGCCAGUAAUCGACCUGUAGUAAAACUGGUGGAAAUCGCUGAUGAAGAUUUCCAAGAAGAGGCCUACAAUAUGUACAGUCAAGGUCUAAAAUAUGCCUUUUCUGUGGAAGAGGAGCCUAAGUUCAAUUGGCAUACUCUGAUAGUGUUGGCUCUGGGAUUAGUACAAAUUGCUGCAGGGGCAGCGCUUGCUAUACUUACAGGUGGAAUUUUUUUUACCAUCGGCAUGGGCCUUAUCGGUACAGGAAUAGCAGACUUAGCGAACAGUAUCAAGUCCAUGGUGACAGGAGAAUUCAGUUGGAAAUCAUGGGCUAUUGACAAAGCCAUUUCUAUCUGUAUAUCUAUUUUUUGCUUUGGAGUUGAAAAACUAAUUCCGAGAAUCAGAACACUGGUUGGAGUGGCCAAUCCCACUGUUGAGAGAUCUACAGAGUUGGUUGAGGUAAUAGGCAGACAAUUGAAGCCAAUGCCAGAGUUUCUCUCCAGACAGGCUAAAAAUAGUCUUAGUGUUGCUGCAAAUACAAAUAUGAAAAAUGUUGUGUCACUCACUGCAGAGAAAAUUGGAAAAGAAAUCAGCACCUAUGGAUAUGGAAAGGCAGAACAGGAAAAACUGUCAGAAAUACUAAAGUUCAUUAAAAAUGACAUGAAUAAAGGAAUUGCUGAUGACGUGAAAGCCAACAUGGAAAAGGAGUCUUUGGCUGUAUUAGUAGACUCCAUUAUACUCUCACACCUUCAGGAUAAACAGCAAUUUACUGAUCUGCUGCAGGAUAGGUCUAGAAAGGAUAAACUUCUGGCCAUUUUCAAAGACUUGGGCAGCACUGCCUUACAACCAUUCUAUGCAGACCUUAGCUGGCAGAAUAAGCUUAACUCAUCUAUUUCCUCAGUGAUCACCAGAGUUCAAUCAGAAAACAAAGACACAAGUGCCAUUCUGACUGCCAUCCAAGACAUCCACAUAGGAUCACUGAUAGAAGAAGCCACCAGUACUGUGCUCAGCCUCUCAAACAAGUUUUUCUCAAAUCUUCAUGAUGACCUGAAUCAAUUUAAAAAAGAAAAUGGUCUGGCAGAGAAAGUCAAUCCAAAUGAGCUGCCUGCUUCACAAACUGAGAUGCUGAAAGAAUUCAAGAGUGAUUUAGCUGACACAAUCAGUGCUUUGUUAGCGGAUGAUUUGGGAAAUGUGUUUCAAAAGAAAUUCUCAACUCACAUUGUUUCUCUUGCCCAAAAUAGAGUAAAUGGCAUUGUUUGUGAUUAUGUGACAGCUGGCUUAAAGAGUGACAGGACAGAGGAAAACCUCAGAGCUGGACAAAACAACAGUUUCAUUAAAGAUAUGUCAGUAGACCCAAAUUCACAAUUUGUGAAAGAGCCAGAAAAACACUCUCAGUUACAUGCUGAAAAGAUCAGGGAAUCCAAGACACCAGGAACCAUUCUCGAUAUAAGAAUCCUGUCAGAAACCCUUGGCCUUAAGGUUGUCAUCCAAACAGAGGACCGCCAUGGGAAACGUGUCAUAAUGCAGGAGCUGAACCCAGGAACUAAACCUGCCAGUGAAACUGUGACGCUGAUCUACAGACCGAAGAGUGACCAAUACCCAGAUGGCCAUUAUGAUGUGCUCAUCAAUAAUCAGACAGUGAGUGUAAACAAAGACAAAAACUGCCUGUUUUAUGCUUUGGCAAAGGGCCUGAAACCAGAGGCCAGUGAAGGAGACAUAGCCUCGGAAGCAGACCACCUGCGAUCUGUGGAAGCCAACGUUCUCCUGAAACACCCAGGCCAAUGGGAACCUUUCAUCAAGCGCAAAGAGUGGACCGAAACUAUCAGAGGAGGGGACUGGUACAUGGCAGAGGGAGCAGCAAGAGAGAAAAAAAUGAGAAGAAAUAAAAUUAGAGAAACUAAAAAGGUUCUUACGGAACACGUUGUGCAAGUGAAACCAUACAAAGAGUUGCGAAAGGAAGCAAAGAACAAACCAGGGAUUGGACAAUUCAUGAAUGCAGACCACCAGCUGCCUGUAAGCAGUAUUCAUAAAGCAUUAGAUUUGAACCAGAACAGUAAAUUAGCUAAAGCUAUGUUUGGGACAAGCGCAUCUCCACUGGAUGGAAACCUUGUACAGAAAAUAUACAGUGAUCAUGGACCUGGACUUCCAACUCUGUAUGUACCAAGUGAGAUUUGUCGACAGUACUCCAGUACAAAAUCCAAAAAAAUCAGGGAGUUAUUGACAGAAGCCAUAAACAGGGAUGAUAUUGUCGCCACCUUCAAACUGACCAUCCUUGGUGCAAUGCCCAGGUUUAUGCAGGACAACUCCAGGGGCUUCAACAAUUUUCAGAAUACAGAAAUGAGUCGUACCAGACUGAAAGUUUUCCAGGACAGUUUUCCAGAACACUCUAAGGAAUUAGUAAAUGCAUGGUUCAGAGUCCUGGAAGACAAUUCUGAUCUCAUGAAGCCAGAGAUUAAAGAAGAAAUGAUUACCUGGAUUGACCAGAAAACAUAUGAUGACCUAAAUGAUCCAUACAGGAACAAAGUCAUUAACACCCUUCAAUAAAGGACAUUAAUGAUUCAUGAGGAGCUGUUUGGUCAAGAGGAAGUAUCAUGCAGGAAGAGACUUGCAAAUGAAUGUGGAAUAUUUGAAACAAAAGCGACCAGAAUUUAAAUGCCUAUAAAUACAAGGUGUGUAAGGCAGAGUUUGGUCCAACCUCCAUUUCAGUCCAAAUAGUUUGUUCAAAUCCAGUAUAAAGAGAAAUAUCUGCUAAUAUUAAUGCAUGUUGUUUCAUGUUUUGAAAUAAUGAUCUUAAUGUUUCUGUUAGAAUCUAGUUUUAAAAUCGGAAACUAACCUGAAUGAUUAGUGCAUUUUUUCUGCUGAUUGCAAUUUUAACACAUUUAUGUGUAAUUCACUUUAAGAAGUUUUAAGUCCAUGCCUUAUUUAACAAAGGGACAAUCCAAUGACAGUUCUAGUUGCAAGGAUGAGUGUUAACAGCUGUCUUUCACUUGAACGCAAUUGCAUGGAAUAUUUUUGGAAAUUUACUUAAGAUUUCUGUCAGAAAGGCUAUUCAUUAUUGCAGCAUGUGCAUUUUUUAUGUGGAAUACUUUAAAGAAAAGCAACCCGAAUUUAAAAGCCUAUACUGCAACCUGUAUUAACAAAUGUGUUUGUUCAAAUCCAGUGGAAAGAAAUAACUGCUAACAUUUAAUGCAUGCUGUUUGGUGUUUUGAAAUAAUGAUCUUAAUGUUUCUGUUAGAAUUUAGUUUUACAAUGCUUGUUGAAUGUUUUUGAAAAUGUACUUAGAUUUGUUUCAGAAAGGCUAUUAAUUAUUGUGACAGUGACAAUCUAUGUAUUCUUCAUUUGUCCUUAAAUCGACCCCACUCACCAUAUUUCCAUGUUUAUGAACAUAUUAAAGAA